UUCAAAAUUCAAACUUAUAAACCUCCCCCAAGUGCCCUCCAAUUCUAUACCCUCCUUUGUUGCUUUCUAUCUUAUAGAAGUUUUUGAAUUUUUCAGAGAGAGAGAGAGAGAAAUCUAUGGGCUUCUACUAAUGGAGCUAAAGAAUUCAGGGAGGAGCUAGGCUUUGCUAGGAGUGUGAAGAAAAGGAAUUGGACUUCAAACAUGAGUACUGCAAGAUUCAUCAAGUGUGUCACAGUUGGAGAUGGAGCUGUUGGAAAGACUUGCAUGCUAAUAUCUUAUACUAGCAAUACCUUCCCCACAGAUUAUGUACCUACCGUGUUCGACAACUUUAGUGCCAAUGUGGUGGUUGAUGGCAGCACAGUUAACCUUGGAUUAUGGGAUACUGCAGGACAGGAGGAUUAUAACAGGCUGAGGCCUUUGAGUUAUAGAGGUGCAGAUGUGUUCUUGCUGGCCUUCUCUCUCAUCAGCAAAGCCAGCUAUGAAAAUAUCUCUAAGAAGUGGAUUCCUGAGCUGAGGCAUUACGCCCCUACUGUGCCAAUAGUGCUUGUGGGAACCAAACUUGAUCUACGAGAAGACAAGCAGUAUUUGAUUAAUCAUCCCGGCGCUACACCAAUUACAGCUGCUCAGGGUGAAGAACUCAAGAAGGCAAUUGGUGCUGCUGUUUACAUAGAGUGCAGCUCCAAGACUCAACAGAAUGUCAAGGCUGUGUUUGAUGCUGCAAUCAAGGUUGUUUUGCAGCCCCCUAAACCAAAGAAAAGGCGACGGAAGCCAAAGCCAUGCACAUUCCUCUAAAUCAACUUCAUGCGUCUUCCUUGUAACAGCCACAACCCUUGUCCUAGUCUUCCUCUCCUAUAUAUAUGCCGGUCUAUUGAACCUAUGAUGUUCUGCAGUUUUCGCUCUCUCUGUCUCUCUCUUAUCUUGUUAGUUUAUUUUCGAUGUAUCGUGUUCCUAUGCUUCAAAUGGAUUUUAGGCAAAUACAAAAACCUACAAAUGUAAUAUUUGUGAUCAAACCCAAUUAUGAUAACAUUAUUGUAAAUUGUUGCUCCAUCUAAGCUUUUGCUAGAGACUGUUA
Quercus lobata is the source of this 1072-nucleotide messenger RNA. RefSeq names its product rac-like GTP-binding protein RAC2. Gene Ontology annotation, molecular function: GTPase activity; GTP binding. NCBI's taxonomy places the organism in Eukaryota, Viridiplantae, Streptophyta, Magnoliopsida, Fagales, Fagaceae. The coding region runs from base 202 to 792 and encodes 196 amino acids. The record is from RefSeq and is a predicted model, not a curated record. Gene Ontology annotation, biological process: small GTPase-mediated signal transduction. The transcript has 7 exons.